AUGACGGCUUCUUACCAAUCAUACCACACGGCUGCUCCUCAGGGAUGUAGCUGGCAUCACACGGCCAGAAUCGGGUCCUGCCCUCGGGCUGCAGCGACACUACCUCACAGCUCAGGCCCACCCGGGCAGUCUCCCGGGCCAGGGCCACAACCCACGCCUUGGGCCCCCUGCACGUCAACGGCAUCUUCCUUCUUCACGCCCGCCCUCCCACAGCCCGGCGCAGCGGCCUCCCGCACGCCCCCUGCCCACCUGGCCCCCAGCCACCUUUCCUCACCUGGGCCUGCGGGGGCCGCCCCAACUGCCACGAGGCAACCCCAGCAGCCUCGCCAGUUGGGUCCACUCCGAGCCUGCCGGCAUUCGUCGCUAUCCAAUCCCACCUGCGCCCGCGAGCCUGCGCACUGGAGCUUUGCCCUGCGCCUCGGCCCUCUACCGGUCUUCCAAGGCACUGAUAGCCCAUUGCCGCGAACGCCGCUUUUCACAGGCUGUACAAGAAACAUGGCACCACCACCCGCUUUUGAUGAGGGCCUCAGGAAGCUUCCACUCAUGGCAGAAGACAAAGGAGAGCCAAUGUGUGCAAGACAGAGGAAGAGAGAGAGGUGGGAGGUGCCAGGCUCUUUUCCACAACCAGUUCUCAUGAGAACAAAGAUCCUUGGUCUUGAUCCAGAUACCCAGAUGCCCUCUGAGAUGGACCUUGAGGGCCAUGCCAAUGUCUGCUCUCUGCUGAGCUUCACACCCAGGCCCUCCAGACUCAGUGGCUGUCUGACACCUCUACAGCUGGAGUCCUCCAGCAAUGGACUCCCUGGGCUCAGCAGAUAUUUUGAGCUGGCUAUUUCUUCUGCGAGACGAUCUUGUGUUUUCUCAGGAAUUCCCCUGCAGAAGAUCUCUGAGUACGAACCCAUGCCCAGUGAUGUUGCCUCUGCCCAGCUGCUUACAAGACUGUUCCUUGGCCCCUCCAGGGCUAAUAAUCUGUUUAUGUAAUUUGUGCCAUGAAUAAAGAUACCAGACAAAUGAGUAAGU
Molecule: messenger RNA, 1017 nt
Organism: Pongo pygmaeus (Bornean orangutan)
Lineage: Eukaryota; Metazoa; Chordata; Mammalia; Primates; Hominidae
Exons: 5
Coding region: 1-978 (325 amino acids)
Source: RefSeq, a predicted model, not a curated record